CGGUGGCUCGAGCACGCGCGCUGCGGCAGCGUCCGCUCGACGCUGGGCGCGCACUGGGCGCGGGCAACCCUCGCGGCGCGAUGCCGCCCCUGCCGCUGGAAGAGCGCCUCCGACGCAUUCUCGGAAAGCGGCAGGAGUGGCCCAAGCUGAACCUCGUCCACAUGAAGCUGGGGGCGGCCGGCGUCACUGGCCUGAGUACCGGAGCGCAGGUGCAAAUUCUGUGCCUCUCCUCCAACGGCCUGGGUGACGCUGGCGCCGUGGCCCUCUCCAGAUGCCUGGCGUGCCUGAGGGGCCUGAGCAGGCUCGAGGCGAGCGACAAUGAGAUCGGCCCCACGGGAGCGCGGGCCCUGUGCGAUGCGCUCGCCGAGGGCGCCACGGUCAUGGUCGAGGAGGUCGUCGUGGCCAGCAACGAGCUCGGCUCGGAAGGGGCCGAGGCGUUCGCGGAGCUCCUCGGGCGGAGCGAGUGUCUGAGGGUGCUCAGCCUCCGCGACAACGGCAUCAACGGGGCCGGUGCCCGCGCCCUCGGCGGGGCCCUCGGCCGCAGCAGCCUCGCGGACCUCGACGUCGCAGAGAAUCAGAUCGGCGCCGCUGGCGCCGCGGCGCUCGGAGAUGGCUUGAGGAGCUCUCGCCUCGAGAGCCUCAACGCUCACCAGAACGGCCUUGGAGACGACGGCGUCGGGAACCUUGUCGGAGGAUUGGCUGCCUCUCACGAAUCUCGGCUCACGAUGCUGGACGUCAGCACGAACGCCGUGGGGGACCGCGGCGCCGACGCCGUGGCCUCGGCGCUGCAGGCGGCGGGCUCCUGCCUCCGGGAGCUGAGGGUCUCGAACAACGCGAUCGGGGCGCCGGGGGCAUGCCUGCUCGCGCAGGCGAUCCGCCAGAACAAGAGCCUCAGGGAGCUCUACCUCGGGGGCAACGCCAUCACCGUCGAGGGCCUCCGCGGCGUCGCGGCCGCGCUGGCGGCCAACGCCACGCUGGAGGGCGUCUGCUUCCGGUGCUGCGGGCUCGGCAACGAGGGGGCCGAGGCCCUGGGGAGCGAGCUCCACGCCAUGGGCGGGCUCAGGUGGCUCGGACUGCAGCACAACGCCAUCGGGGACCUGGGCGCGAGAUCCCUCGCGAACGGCCUCCGCGGCAACCUCAGCGUCACGUUCGUAGAUCUGCACAGGAACGAGAUCGAGGACGCGGGCGCUGCGGACCUCGCCGCCGUGCUGCGCGCCAGCGCCCGGUUCAAGAGCGUCACGCUCUCGCGCAACAAAAUCGGCGACCAGGGCGCCACGGAGCUCGCAAGCGCGCUCCGGGAGAACGGAGGCCUCGCGGAGCUGAACGUCAGCAAGAAUUGGAUCGAGUACGACGGCGGGCUAGCGAUCGCGGACAUGCUCGGGCGGAACGUCAGCCUCGAAGAGCUCUACCUCCGUAGCAACAAGAUCUGGAUCCAGACCGUGGAGCGGCUCGCGGAGCUGGUGCCCCGCAAUAGCACGCUGCGUGUCCUCGACGUGGGCCGGUGCCAGAUCGGCGUCAAGGGGGCCUUGGCCAUGCAGGGGCUUCUUGGGAAGUGCGCGCAGCUCAGGUCCCUCUGGCUCGACGGCAACCAGAUCGCCGACAAGGGUGCCGCGUCUAUCGCGGCUGGCGCAACGAGUCACAGGGAAUUGGCGGAGCUCUUUCUGUCGAGCAACGACAUCGGCGACACGGGCGCCAGUGCUUUCGCCGAGGUCAUCCGUGAAAGUCGUCUCGCCGUCCUCGACCUGGAUGGGAAUGCCAUCACGGACAGGGGAGCGAAUCUCUUGGCGGACUCCAUCCGCAGACGGGGCAGGCCGCUGGCCGAGAUCGGCCUCCGCGACAACGUUGGCAUCACGGAGGCCGGCAAGAAGAAGCUCAUUGACGCCUCGUGGGCCCACACGUCUCUCCCGAAGAUCAGGCUGGGGGCCACUGAAGAGGCCGACGGCAAUGCCAACGAGUGAUGACUGCUGGAGCAGGGCCGCACGUGACUGUGCCUGCGCAUGCGGUCCUGUUGGAGAAGGCAUCUCGAGCGCAGCCGCUUGCUAGGUUAGCCGCCCAGGAGGCGCACCCGCUGAAGGAAGGUCCCUUGGAUUCCGAUUCAGGCGACUUACUUCAGCAGUCCCGAGCUCGUGCAAGCACGAGGGAGGGCCUCCAAUGUUUUAGGAUUCUUCGCUCAGCAGCGGUUUCGAGGAUGCCUUCGUCGCGUCCGACCCCGCCUGUCUUCGCGAGCCAGAAAUUAGCCGAAACGUGCGAACGC
This is a messenger RNA of Prorocentrum cordatum, 2254 nucleotides long. The record is from the annotation of a GenBank genome assembly. Lineage: Eukaryota; Dinophyceae; Prorocentrales; Prorocentraceae.